AUGAGGAUCGUAGCUACUAGUACCAGUCUGCUGCUGCUCUUGUCGGGCCAUGAGGUCCACUCCUUUUCUCUCCCUUUGUUGUCGACGUCGGCUUCGACUGUAGCGCCCAGCAAAUCCAAGAUUCAGCGUUCCAAGGAGGAAAUCAAGAGCCUGCAAGAUCAAACCGAAGCUGCUCUAAAGAGGCAUCAUGACACGGACUCGUGGAACGCCCUCUUUGUGUCUUGUCCCGAACGACCCGAUCCCAUGGCCAUUGCAAAAGAGGAAGGAACCAUUCCCGCAGAUUUUCCGCCGGGUGCCUACUUGAGAGUGGGGCCCAAUGGCGCCGAUGCCACGGAUGGAUUCUACGACGGAGAUGGUAUGAUUCAUUGCGUGACAUUUCCUCCAAAAUCCAAAGAACCAAAGAUGCGGCCUACCUACAGUGCCACGUACAUUGAUACCAAAGGACGACAAUUGGAACAACAAUCCGGCAAAAAGUUUCAGGGCACGCUCAGUGGUGUUCCACGUGGACUUCCCAUGAUUCAAUCCAUUGUGAGCAAUGCCCUGGCCUUUCGAACGCUGCAGGCACAAAAGGAUACCUGCAACACGGCAUUGGCAGAACACGGCGGCAAAAUUCUAGCCCUGAUGGAGCAAUGCCCGCCAAGUGAGGUCGAAAUUGGUCAAGAUGGGCGCCUUCGUACCGUGGAAGCCUCAUCUUCUCUCAAUGGAGCGAUCGAUACCACCAUUCCCAUCUCGGGAGGGGUCCUCAGUGCCCACGGACGCACUUGUCCCAAAACGGGGGACAGGAUCCAUGUCUCGUAUCGAUCGGAUCAACAACCCUACCUGAGAAUGGAUGUCUUUGCUCCGGGAUUUGCGCUCAAAGAAUCGGUUGGGAUUGAUAUCCCCACACCCAUUUUUAGUCAUGACUGUGCCAUUACUGAAAACUACGCCGUUGUAUUGGACCUACCUCUCACUUUGAGAACUAAUCGAAUCCUCAGAGACAAAUUCCCAGUCGAAUACGAACCAGAUCAUCCCGCACGCAUUGGAUUGGUCCCUCGUGGUGACAACAACAAGGGGGAGAUUCGUUGGUUUGACUGCGAACCAGGAGUUGUCCUGCAUGCGGUCAAUGCCUGGGAAACGGAUGAUGCCAACACUGUCAUUGUACAGGGAUUCCGGUCCGAACCCAUUCCCCAAGCCUGCUAUCUCGAACAAUUCGCACCCAGUUACUACUACGAAUAUUCCAUUGACUUGACAACCGGAGUGGUGACGGAGCAAACGCUCAAUCCCGAACAUGUGGUGGAAUUCCCCGUCAUCAAUGAAAAACUGACUGGUCUAGAGUGUCCCGCUUGCUACUGUCUAUCGGCCAAAUCAAUAGGUGGGCCUCUGGAAGUCUAUGCUCAGCCCCAAGAAGGCGUCAUCUUUGGAGCCAUUGCCAAAUUGGCGGCCGUGGAUUCGGACAAGUUCAAUAAGGGAGACGUCGUGGGAAAGUUCGCAAUGCCAGAGGGGUUUGCCGUCAUGACCGAACCGACCGUGGUGCCCAAGGUGGACCAAGAUGGAGAAUACAUUCUAAUCAUCGCCAAUUACGUACCCAAGGGUGUCAACUGGAAGGAUGUCGCAAACGAUUAUGAUGCUGCGCCCAUUCAAUCCAAAGUGAUGAUGCUUGAUGGAGACGAUUUGGAUGCAGGGCCUGUCUAUUCGGCAACCUUGCCUUAUCAUGUUCCCUACGGACUGCAUUCGGGCUUCAUCGAUUGGAAAAACUUGAAAUAA
Molecule: messenger RNA, 1743 nt
Organism: Seminavis robusta
Lineage: Eukaryota; Bacillariophyta; Bacillariophyceae; Naviculales; Naviculaceae
Source: the annotation of a GenBank genome assembly